Messenger RNA from Leptosomus discolor (cuckoo roller), 5925 nucleotides. It is a transcript of the gene SIPA1L1, whose product is annotated as signal induced proliferation associated 1 like 1. The record is from RefSeq and is a predicted model, not a curated record. Gene Ontology annotation, molecular function: protein binding; GTPase activator activity. Gene Ontology annotation, biological process: regulation of small GTPase mediated signal transduction. Gene Ontology annotation, cellular component: cytoplasm. NCBI's taxonomy places the organism in Eukaryota, Metazoa, Chordata, Aves, Leptosomiformes, Leptosomidae.
AAGCAGCGUGAUUGGAUUACAACUCUGACGUCAAUUUUGGACCACAAGUGAUGUUAAAACAAUUUGAAUAUAUCGGAGCAUGGCUACUUCUUAAAAUGCAAAAGUUAAAGGAAAUUAUUGCUUAUCAAAACUUACUGAAUAUCUGAAUUUUCUAGACAUCCUGCAUUUAACUGUGUCCUUAAAUGUUCAUGAUUAAGAUCUCAUGCAACCAUUUUAUAUUUUGGAGACUAUUCUCCAAAAGAGAACUGUGCAUUUAAAAAGCAGAAAUGACUGUGUUUUCUUUUGGAACUUACUAAGGUUAAACAUACUGAAAGAUCAUGACCAGCUUGAAGCGGUCCCAGACCGAAAGGGCUGUUGCCACUGGGGUAUCAAUCGGAACAGAUGGCACCUCAAAAGUCCACUCGGAUGACUUUUACAUGAGGCGCUUUAGGUCACAGAAUGGCAGCUUAGGAUCUGCAGUCAUGGCACCAGUUGGACCACCUCGCAAUGAAAGUUCCCAUCAUGUUACCUCUACCCCCGGAGUCCCUAAAAUGGGGGUCAGGGCAAGGAUUGCUGAUUGGCCUCCAAGGAAGGAGAAUAUCAAGGAAACAAGCAGAUCUAGUCAAGAUAUUGAAACAUCAAGUUGCCUAGACAGCAUGUCUUCUAAAAGCAGUCCUGGGAGUCAGGGAAGCUCUGUUAACCUGAAUGCUAGUGAUUCUGUCAUGUUAAAGAGCAUCCAGAGCACACUUAAAAACAAGACAAGACAAUCUGAGAAUCUAGACUCCAGGUUUCUUACACCUGACGGCUAUCCCAGUUCCCCAAGGAAAGCUCUUCGCCGAAUAAGACAGCGCAGCAACAGCGACAUUACCAUAAGUGAGCUCGAUGUGGAUAGUUUUGAUGAAUGUAUUUCACCCACUUUUAAAUCUGGCCCAUCUCUGCACAGGGAGUAUGGCAGCACAUCUUCCAUAGAUAAGCAGGGAACUUCAGGGGAAAGUUUUUUUGACUUACUGAAGGGCUAUAAGGAUGAAAAGUCUGAUCAGAGAAGCCCAGCCACAACUAAGCUCAGUGAACUCCUGAUUGCCAGUGGAAGCAAGGGUUCAGGAUUCUCUCUAGAUGUGAUAGAUGGGCCUAUAACUCAAAGGGAAAAUCUGAGACUCUUUAAGGAAAGGGAGAAGCCUCUCAAGAGACGUUCAAAAUCAGAGACAGGAGAUUCAUCCAUUUUUCGUAAGCUGCGCAAUGCCAAAGGUGAAGGGGAGCUUGGGAAAUCUUCAGAUCUUGAAGAUAACAGGUCAGAAGAUAGUGUCAAGCCCUGGACUUGUCCGAAAUGUUUUGCUCAUUAUGAUGUACAGAGUAUUUUAUUUGAUUUAAAUGAAGCAGCAAUCAACAGGCAUAAUGUUAUUAAAAGAAGGAACACAACCACAGGUGCAUCUGCUGCUGCUGUAGCAUCGCUUGUCUCUGGACCCCUGUCCCAUUCUGCAAGUUUCAAUUCUCCAAUGGGCAGCACUGAAGACCUGAAUUCAAAAGGAAGUCUCAAUAUGGACCAGGGAGAUGAUAAAAGCAAUGAACUAGUGAUGAGUUGUCCUUAUUUUCGUAAUGAGAUUGGUGGGGAAGGGGAGAGGAAGAUCAGUCUUUCCAAAUCUAAUUCAGGAUCCUUCAGUGGAUGUGAAAGUGCCUCAUUUGAGUCGACUCUGAGUUCUCAUUGCACAAAUGCUGGAGUAGCAGUUCUGGAAGUCCCCAAGGAGAAUCUGAUUUUACACCUAGACAGAGUGAAAAGAUACAUCGUUGAACACGUAGACCUGGGCGCAUAUUAUUAUCGAAAAUUCUUCUAUCAGAAAGAACACUGGAACUAUUUUGGGGCAGAUGAGAACCUGGGUCCAGUAGCUGUGAGUAUAAGAAGAGAGAAGCCGGAGGAAAUAAAAGAAAAUGGACCUCAGUACAACUACCGGAUUAUAUUCAGAACCAGUGAGCUUAUGACAUUAAGAGGCUCUGUGCUGGAAGAUGCUAUCCCUUCAACUGCAAAGCAUUGCACAGCCAGGGGACUUCCGCUAAAAGAAGUGCUGGAGUAUGUGGUUCCUGAGCUGAAUAUCCAUUGCCUAAGGCUGGCCUUCAACACUCCAAAAGUCACAGAACAGCUUAUGAAGCUGGAUGAACAAGGCUUAAGUUACCAGCUUAAGGUGGGUAUCAUGUACUGCAAAGCGGGGCAAAGCACAGAAGAGGAAAUGUAUAAUAAUGAAUCAGCGGGUCCAGCUUUUGAAGAGUUUCUUCAGCUCUUGGGAGAACGAGUUCGACUCAAGGGAUUUGAAAAGUAUCGUGCUCAGCUGGAUACAAAGACUGAUUCAACGGGUACUCACUCUCUGUACACAACAUACAAGGACUAUGAAAUCAUGUUCCACGUUUCUACUAUGUUGCCAUAUACUCCAAACAACAAGCAACAGCUUCUGAGAAAACGACAUAUUGGAAAUGAUAUUGUGACAAUAGUUUUCCAGGAGCCUGGAGCACAACCAUUCAGCCCAAAGAACAUUCGCUCCCACUUCCAGCACGUCUUUGUCAUUGUAAGAGUGCACAGUCCCUGUACUGACAGCGUUUGUUACAGUGUUGCCGUGACAAGAUCCAGAGAUGUACCAUCCUUUGGACCACCUAUUCCAAAAGGUGUCACAUUUCCUAAAUCGAAUGUGUUCAGAGACUUCUUACUAGCCAAAGUCAUUAAUGCAGAGAAUGCUGCUCAUAAAUCAGAGAAGUUUCGUGCAAUGGCCACCAGGACCCGUCAAGAGUACUUGAAAGACUUGGCAGAGAAGAAUGUCACCAACACACCUAUUGACCCUUCUGGGAAGUUCCCCUUCAUCUCACUUGCUUCAAAAAAGAAGGAAAAGUCCAAGCCUUAUCCAGGAGCAGAGAUCUAUAGUUCUGGUGCUAUUGUAUGGAGUGUCCAUGCAAAAGACUACAGCAAGGGUAUGGAAAUAGACUGUCUCCUAGGCAUCUCUAAUGAGUUUGUAGUCCUCAUUGAACAGGACACAAAAAGCGUGGUGUUCAAUUGCUCCUGUCGAGAUGUGAUAGGGUGGACUUCAACGGACACAAAUAUAAAAAUAUUCUAUGAGAGGGGUGAAUGUGUUUCUUUGGAGAGCUUCAUCAGCAACAUUGAUGAUAUCAAAGAGAUCGUCAAAAGGCUGGAGCUUGUGACUAAGGGCUGUGAAACAGUGGAGAUGACUCUGCGGAGGAAUGGUCUGGGUCAGCUUGGUUUCCACGUAAACUAUGAAGGCAUCGUGGCAGAUGUUGAGCCCUAUGGCUAUGCAUGGCAGGCAGGACUGCGACAAGGCAGCCGGCUGGUGGAAAUCUGCAAGGUGGCUGUAGCCACUCUGAGCCAUGAGCAAAUGAUUGAUCUUCUCAGAACAUCAGUAACAGUGAAGGUUGUCAUCGUCCCUCCGUAUGAGGACUGUACACCACGCAGGAGUUCUUCAGAAAACUACCGUAUGCCAGUGAUGGAAUACAAGGUGAAUGAAGGAAUGUCGUAUGAAUUCAAAUUUCCUUUCAGAAAUAACAACAAAUGGCAGCGAAAUGCAAGCAAAGGGCAGGGGCCUCAUGUGGCUCAGGUGCCAUCCCAGAUACAAAGUCCGGUCACAUCUAGGAUUGGCUCUGGGAAAGGAGAAGGGAAAGUGCCACCCCCAGAACGAGCAGCCAACAUCCCCCGAAGCAUCUCUAGUGAUGGACGCCCAUUGGAGAGCCGGAGGUUGUCUCCCGGUUCUGAUGUCUAUGUCACGGUUUCAUCCAUCGCCUUAGCAAGAUCGCAACAGUGCCGUAAUUCUCCAAGCAACUUAUCCUCCUCAAGUGAGACUGGCUCUGGUGGGGGCACAUACAGACAAAAAUCUAUGCCAGAAGGGUUUGGAAUUAGCCGUAGAUCCCCUGCUUCCAUUGACAGGCAGAACACGCAAUCAGAUACGGGUGCUAGCGGCAAAUCCACACCCAGCUGGCAAAGAAGUGAGGAUAGUAUCGCUGACCAGAUGGAACCAACGUGCCAUCUCCCAGCAGUAUCAAAAGUACUGCCUUCCUUCAGAGAGAGCCCCAGUGGAAGACUGAUGAGACAGGACCCUGUGGUUCACUUGUCUCCAAAUAAGCAGGGUCAUUCUGACAGCCACUACUCCAGCCAUUCCAGCAGCAAUACUCUCUCCAGCAAUGCCUCCAGUGCUCACAGUGAUGAGAAAUGGUAUGACAGUGGAGAACGCACCGAAUCAGAGCUGAACAGCUACAACUACCUUCAAGGGACUUCAGCUGACAGUGGCAUAGAUACCACUUCCUACGGACCUAGCCAUGGCAGCACUGCCUCCCUGGGAGCAGCAACAUCUCCCCGUACAGGGCUAACAAAGGAGAAAGUGGCACCGCUGUGGCAUAGCUCCAGCGAAGUGGUCUCCAUUGCAGACAGGACAUUAGAAAAAGAGAGCCACAUGGACCGAAAGACCGAGUCUUCACUGAGCCUGGAUAUUCACAGCAAGAGUCAACCAGCCUCCAAUCCUCUAACGAGGGAGAACAGUGCUUAUAGUCUUAGUGAUGCUGUCUCACAUACAAGUACCAUGAGCUCACGACACUCUGCCAGCCCGGUUGUUUUCACCAGUGCCAGAAGUUCACCUAAGGAAGAGCUUCAUUCUGCUACUUCUCCCCAGCUCGCACCUUCUUUCUCCUCCUCCUCUUCCUCCUCAUCUGGUCCUAGGACUUUCUACCCUCGCCAGGGUGCUACUAGCAAGUAUCUGAUUGGAUGGAAAAAGCCAGAAGGGACAAUAAACUCAGUGGGCUUUAUGGAUUCAAGAAAACGUCACCAGAGUGAUGGCAAUGAAAUGGCCCACCCUCAUCUGCGUGCUUCAGCAAGAGAUCUUCGAGCAUCACCAAAACGAGCAUCCAAGUCCACCGUUGAAGAAGAGCUGAAGAAAUUGAUAGAUCUUGAUAGCCCAACACCUGAAUCCCAGAAGAAUUUUAAGUCACACACUCUGUCCUGUCAGUCUCCCUUUCCCAGCACUCCUACCACAAGGCGUGCCUUGCAAAGGACUUUGUCAGAUGAGAGUAUUUACAGUGGUCAAAGGGACCACUUCUUCACCUCGCGGGCCUCGCUCUUGGACCAAGCCAUGCCAAAUGAUGUCCUAUUCACCAGCACAUACCCUUCUCUCCCAAAGUCGUUGCCAUUACGGAGACCAUCAUAUACUUUGGGAAUGAAAUCACUACAUGGAGAGUUUUCUGCCUCAGACAGCUCCCUCACUGAUAUCCAGGAGCAAAGACGGCAGCCCAUGCCAGACCCUGGUCUUAUGCCAUUGCCUGAUUCUGCCUCCGAUCUGGACUGGUCAAACUUGGUAGAUGCUGCCAAAGCCUUUGAAGUUCAGCGAGCUUCAUUCUUUGCUGCUGCUGAUGAAAAUCACAGACCCGUGAGCGCUGCCUCCAGCAGUGAUCAGGCUGAGGACCAGCUUACUGCACAGAUAAAGCCUUAUACAGGUAAAGAAUCUCCUCCAACUCUUGCCUCUAAGGUGGACCAACUGGAAGGUUUGCUGAAGAUGCUGCAAGAGGAUUUAAGGAAGGAAAAAGAGGACAAGGCCAGUCUUCAGGCUGAAGUGCAACAUUUGCGGGAGGACAACUUGAGGUUACAGGAGGAAUCCCAGAAUGCCACUGAGAAACUGAAGAAAUUCACCGAGUGGGUUUUCAACACAAUUGAUAUGAACUGAGAACAGUGUAUGGGGAAGGAAACUAUCUGUUAUGAAUAUUAUUACUGGGACUUAAGCUUUAAUGCCACCUUAAUCAUGACAUGUGAAAGUAUAGUCAGAGCACUUCCCUGUCCUUCAUCCUCCAAUAACCCUUUUUUGCAUCUCUGCGUGCAUUCAGAACAAUUGCAGAUCAACAAUUGAUGUCUGCCUUUUGUAGAAAAAACAAAGUAAAUAAUUUUAAAAAGGUAAAAUAAAAGUUUAACUGCUAAAA